GAGAGAGAGAGAGAGAGAGAGAGAGAGAGAUCGCCAGCUACGCCUUCCUCCCAGCUCCAGGAGGCCCUGGCCAGUGCUCAUUCCGGAACUGUGGAACAAGAGUCGGGGAGGCCAGGCAGCCCUGCGCUUGGCCCUGGCCUGGCCCGUCCGCGGACGACAGAGGCCCCACUCCUGGCGGGCUACAGAGCGCAGGGAGCGCACAGAGUGGGGGAGCUGUCCAGUCCAGCACCACGGCGACGCAGUAGGUGGGCGCUUCUGCUCCGAGAGCUGUCCAGUCCAGCACCGCGGCGAUGCUGUAGGUGAGAGCGCCCGGUCGCGGGGAGCUGUCCAGUUCAGCACCACGGCGAUGCAGUAAGUGGAAGAGCCCUGCCGGGGUGAGCUGUCCGUUUCAGCACCACGGCGAUGCUGUAGCUGGGAGCGCCUGGCCCGGGGCUGCGCGGCCGUGAGCGGGGGAGGCGGGCGGGCCUGCCUGCUGCAAGACGCCGGCUAGCGCGCCCCAUCGCUCGCUCGCUCGCUGGCUUCCAAGGAGCUUUGCGGAUCGGGGGAGGGAACCCCGCCUCGAUUCUCCGGGAGAAACCCCCUCCCUCCCCCACUUCGCCGACACUACCCCCGCCGCCAACAACAAUAACCGCGGCUGCUCGUCCUGCCGCCACCGCGCCCGCCAACCCUGCUGCCGCCACCGCCGCUGCCGCCGCCGCCGCCGCUGGGGCACAACCAUGGGAGGCGAGACCCCCUCACCGGUGCAGCUGAGCUUGGGGGCUUGCAGAAGACUGGGCAGUCUCCUCUGAAACGGAGGCGCCCCGAGGACCCCCUCCCUCCCCAAGGAAGAGAACUGGCGAAGCCACGGAUUUUCAUGGCGCAGGCCGCAGAGCCGCGAACGAAGACCGAAGGUUGCUUCCCAGCUCUUCCAGUCUCUAACUGUCUAGGUCCGGACCAUGAGAGAUGGUGUUGAGAAUUCGGCUGUACCCUGGCGCGCUGUGGAAGCCAUCUCCAAAUUAGCGAUCACAUAUGGAAACUGGAGACCAGAAUUUUAGGAAAAGAGAUUAAGGCAUCUCACUUGGGGGGGUGGGGGGUGUCUUUUUAUUUAUUUUCCCUUUUUUAAAAAAACAAAACAAAACGCUGCAACUGGAACAGUUUUUUGAUCUCAAAAGGCAAGCCUCUCUUCCCGUGUGAUCUUUAUAAUUUACACACUUUUCCGUGAGCUUUCUUAUCUCCCUUUUUUUAUAUCUCUCCAUAUUCUCUAUUCACACAUAUAUCCAUUAUAUUAGUAGUGGAAUUACCAAUCGCACCCUCACACACACGCUCCUGAGAACCAGAAGUCGGUUGGGUGUUUAUAUAAUGAAGAAUUAUGGGGCUGUUUGAUCGAGGUGUUCAAAUGCUUUUAACCACCGUUGGUGCUUUCGCUGCCUUCAGCUUGAUGACCAUCGCUGUGGGAACCGACUAUUGGCUGUACUCCAGAGGGGUUUGCAAGACCAAAAGUGUCAGUGAGAAUGAAACCAGCAAAAAGAACGAGGAAGUUAUGACCCAUUCCGGAUUAUGGAGAACCUGCUGCCUCGAAGGGAACUUCAAAGGUCUGUGCAAGCAAAUCGACCACUUUCCGGAAGACGCGGACUACGAAGCAGACACCGCAGAGUAUUUCCUCCGGGCCGUGAGGGCCUCGAGUAUCUUCCCGAUCCUAAGUGUGAUCCUGCUCUUCAUGGGUGGCCUCUGCAUCGCAGCGAGUGAGUUCUACAAGACACGCCACAACAUCAUCCUGAGCGCUGGCAUCUUCUUCGUGUCUGCAGGUCUAAGUAAUAUCAUCGGGAUCAUCGUAUAUAUAUCAGCCAAUGCUGGAGACCCCUCCAAGAGUGACUCCAAAAAGAACAGCUACUCCUACGGCUGGUCCUUCUACUUUGGGGCCCUGUCCUUCAUCAUCGCCGAGAUGGUCGGGGUGCUGGCCGUGCACAUGUUUAUCGACCGCCACAAACAGCUGCGGGCCACGGCCCGUGCCACCGACUACCUCCAGGCCUCCGCCAUCACCCGCAUCCCCAGCUACCGCUACCGCUACCAGCGCCGCAGCCGCUCCAGCUCGCGCUCCACGGAGCCCUCUCACUCCAGGGACGCCUCGCCCGUGGGCGUGAAGGGCUUCAACACCCUGCCGUCCACGGAGAUCUCCAUGUACACCCUCAGUAGGGACCCCCUGAAGGCUGCCACCACGCCCACCGCCACCUACAACUCGGACAGGGAUAACAGCUUUCUCCAGGUCCACAACUGUAUCCAGAAGGACAGCAAGGACUCUCUCCACGCCAACACAGCCAACCGCCGGACCACGCCCGUAUGAAGACCGUGGGACGGGGGACCCCCGGGAGGCUUGGCCCGCGGGCGGGGGAGGGACCACAGCAGCCAAGGGGAGACCUUCCAUACGCAAAAAACAACAAACAAACAAGCAAACGAACGAACAACAAACAAACAAAACAAAACAAAACAAAAAACAAAAAAAAAAGAGAAAAACAUAGCAAGUAAAUUUUUUUAAAAAAAAGAACAAACUACAAGAAGAACAAAAUCAAAACCACAGGCUAUGCGGGGGAAAAUAUAACCGAGGGAAGACAAACUUUAAACAAAGCAAGAGGGAUAAAAUUAAAAUAGAAAAUAAAUCUAAAAGAAAAUGCA
This is a messenger RNA of Mastomys coucha (southern multimammate mouse), 2649 nucleotides long. It is a transcript of the gene Cacng2, whose product is annotated as calcium voltage-gated channel auxiliary subunit gamma 2. Gene Ontology annotation, molecular function: voltage-gated calcium channel activity; channel regulator activity. The transcript has 4 exons. Lineage: Eukaryota; Metazoa; Chordata; Mammalia; Rodentia; Muridae. Gene Ontology annotation, biological process: postsynaptic neurotransmitter receptor diffusion trapping; transmission of nerve impulse; positive regulation of synaptic transmission, glutamatergic. The record is from RefSeq and is a predicted model, not a curated record. The coding region runs from base 1349 to 2320 and encodes 323 amino acids. Gene Ontology annotation, cellular component: postsynaptic density membrane; voltage-gated calcium channel complex; AMPA glutamate receptor complex.